Messenger RNA from Blepharisma stoltei, 688 nucleotides. Lineage: Eukaryota; Ciliophora; Heterotrichea; Heterotrichida; Blepharismidae. The record is from the annotation of a GenBank genome assembly.
AUGGUGAGACUACCUCCUACACUUUAUUGCUGCUGGUAAACGUAAGAUAGCAGUCGAGUUUUAUCUGGAACAAAAUUUAUUUCAGUGCUAGAUGUAAUUGCUUCAAUAUUUUUAGGAUUUAUGCUAUCAAUGCAAGUGAUCCGUACAGUAAAGAACUUUCUAUUUUAUUACGAUCUAUUUUGUAAUUUAUAACUUAGUGACUUUAACGUUUUUAUUCAUGAGCUAUUACUCACUCAGAGCUUACGGAAGCUUAAAGCUGAUAAUACCAGAUUGAAGUAUUGUUAAAAAAUAUUAUAAAGCUAAAAUAAUCAGAAUCCUUUGCUGGAUUGUAGAAUGGGGGAUUGUAGCCAUAUGGUGAGUUCUAGAGGAACCUGAGAUGACUCCACUUUAUCUUUACUCUAUAUUAAAUGCUAUUGGAGUUCUUAUUGAUAUGUAUUUUUGCUAUGUCAUUUAUUCCUGUUACAAACUUGGAGUACAAGGAGAUUUGAGAAACGAAAUGGUUCAAGUGACUGGCAGUCAAAGGGUAAUGCCAACUUAUAAUGAAGUACAGGCUAUAGGGAUUGAUAACGCUCAGGAUGCAUUUAGUCAGUCUCCAGCUAAAGAAGUUAUAGCUUAUCCUCAGGAUAAUUUGAAAGUGAUUGAUUUAAAUAGCAUACCUAUUCAUGACUUUACAAAGGUAGAUCAAUAG